Paramecium sonneborni is the source of this 930-nucleotide messenger RNA. The record is from the annotation of a GenBank genome assembly. NCBI's taxonomy places the organism in Eukaryota, Ciliophora, Oligohymenophorea, Peniculida, Parameciidae.
AUGUUAUAAGUUGAAAGAACACUAAGGCCAAAAAAAUCAAUUUCAAAAAGCCUGAUAUUAUAAUAGCCAGAGCCAAUAGAAUAAGAUCACACAGGAAAAGCUAAAGAACAUUUUUAACACCUCAGAUAAAAACUUAAAGUAAUUCAUUAAGCAGCAUCCCCUAUUCCAGCUCCAAAUGAAUCUAAUCAAGUAUAGCAACCAAAAAGAACUGAUAAAAAAGGAAAGAAAUUUAAAUAAUAAAAAGCUCAUUAUUAACUGGAAGUUUCAGAUACAAGUUCUUCAAUUACAGAUGAAUCUUUUGAUAAAGAUAUAAAAAGUGAAUUCUUUGUUGCCAAAGAAAAUCUAAAAAAGUUAAGUAGGUAAACAAAUCAAAAUAAGAACACUUCUUUCUAAACUAAUUCUCCCUUAUAUUAAUAAGGGAAGAAUGAAUCAUAAAAAAAUGAGUCUCAGUAAGGAAUAGAAAAUAAUUAAGAUUUAGAUAAGAUCAAUAUUAAUUUUGUGAAAUCUUUAGAACAUAAUAUGGAUUGUAAAAAUAUCUAAGAAUUUUAUGAAGAGGGAUAUUUAAAUAUUCAAAUUCAAAGUGAUGAUUUACAAUCAUUUUUAAGAUUUGAACAUGAAGUUUAAGAAAUGAUUCAUAGAUCAUAAUAAUUUGUAAAUAAUAAAUAAAUGCAUGAAGGUUUAUAAGAGGAACUUGUGAAUUACGAACUUUACUAAAAUAAAUAAAGAUUAGAAAGAGAAGUGAAAUAAAAGGAAUUUAUAUAGAGAAUCAUGUUAUAAGAAUAAUAAAAAUAGAACUUUUUAUAAAGAGUUAAAACAAAAAAAAUUGGUGAUAUUGCUAAUAAAUUUAUUGACCAUCAUCAUCUAGACAUUAGAAAUGAUCCAAUAUCUUAAGGUCAUCUUAGUAGAAGAAAACAAGAAUUGCAGUAAUGA